This is a messenger RNA of Arabis nemorensis, 3228 nucleotides long. NCBI's taxonomy places the organism in Eukaryota, Viridiplantae, Streptophyta, Magnoliopsida, Brassicales, Brassicaceae. The record is from the annotation of a GenBank genome assembly.
AUGUCUCCUGCGGCGGUGGAGAUUGGGUCUCCGGUUGAAACUAUCCCUUCAUUCUCGGCAUUUUUCCCGGAAAGUGUUCGCUCUCACGAUCAACGAGGCAUGGAUCCUUCGUCGUCGUUCUCUACAGAUUCUGGGAUCGGAAAUGGAAUUCAAUUCGGGUUUGGAGCUGGUUCAGGGCAGAACACGAAGAGUCGAACGAAGCCGAGGCUGGUUAAACUGAGGAAGAACGGUAGAAAGGUGAAAGGGACAUCUUUCUCCGGCGAGAUCUUGUCGGGUUUCAACCCGUUUGCGCCGUCUAGUAAAGGUAGUCUCCAUAUGAACAGAGUGAAUGAUAGAAAUGAUAGCGAGUCACCUGGGGAUAAAGGUUUUGUCUUUGGGGCUAAUGGGAACAGUUCUAGUGCAGAAGCUACCAGUGCAGGUAAGGUCUCAGUAACGUCUUUGUCUGAUGAGGAGGAAUUUGGCACUCCUAUAGGUGAUUAUGACUUGGGUUCGGAAUCUACAAAAGAACAUUCAGACGAGGUUUUAAGAAAGCGAGAUAAUGAUAAAGCAGAAAACAUUAGACCGUGUAGUGAGAGCGCGUCUUGUGAAACGCAAAGUGGAGUUGGGUUUGGUAGUGGUAAAACUAUAGAUGAUUCUGAAUUGAACCUGCCUGCUGAGAUGAGGAAGCUUAAUAUCAGUGAUACCAGUGAUCAUGGUGGCAACGGCUAUGCAGAAGGAAAUAAAUCCAAUAACGCACCUGCAUUUAUCUUUGGUAGCUCUGGAAAGGUUGAUGCUAAAUAUAACGGUGCAGCAACAUCAGGGCCAUGCUCUUUCAGUUCCAAUGGUUUUCACCAAAGUGAUAAUACAGCGGAUAAAAGACCCACUUUUCAUUCCAAUACCACCAAUAUAAACAACUUAACAUGCAAUACCUUUGGUACAAGAACAUCAUUUGACGAUUUCAAAGCACCUGAAUGGGAUCCUUCUUCGCUUAAGAACAGUUUGUUUCCAGAAGUGAGCAGAAAUCAAGGCCACACGCGAAGAAAUCGGUCAUCCAAGGACAAGAAAUCAAAGAAAAUCAAAGAAAAAAUGAAACAGCAUGAGCCGAAUCGAUGCAAUGAUCAUGCUUCUGAGGGAGUUGAGUCUAAUGAACAACUCAGUUCCCCUGGAUAUUGUUCACCCAUGGAUUUUUCUCCUUAUAAUGGUGAGAAAGCCAGCAAUCAAUUUCCAACAGGACCUCCUCUGACAUCAAUCGAUCCCUUACAUUUGAGAGAACAUGUAAAUUCUAGCUCCAGUAAUGAUUUUAAGGUUGCCUCAGCCAGGGAUCCAUCUGUUGUCACGGCAGAGGGUCAUGGAAUGUCGACAGAUGGUCAUGGAAGUAGUUGUAUGCCGAAUUUUUCUUUCUCAGCGUCCGCGUCUCAAGAAAAAAUACCAUAUAGAAAGCUUCAAGCUGUUAAGAAAUAUAGGAGGAAGGUCAAUAACAUUUUUCAGAAAAACAAUCAAGAGAAUCAACCUGUAAAUACAGGUCAAGCCAAACAGGAGUCAGGCUCUACAUCUGUGAUGCCUGGUGUAUGUGAGGUUUGGCGACUAAGGGGAAAUCAAGCCUACAAAAAUGGUGAUAUGUGUAAAGCUGAGGAAUGUUACACAUAUGGUAUUAAUUCCUCCCCAUCAAGUGAUGAUUCAGAGUACUCUAUGAAGCCUCUUGCCCUUUGCUAUGGCAACCGCGCAGCAGCAAGGAUUUCUCUUGGAAGAUUGAGGGAGGCUAUAAGUGACUGUGAGAUGGCUGCUUCACUUGAUCCAAGCUACAUUAAAGCGUAUAUGAGAGCUGCAAAUUGUCAUCUUGUACUGGGGGAACUUGGAUCAGCAGUGCAGUAUUUUAAUAAAUGCAUGGAAUCCGCCUCUAGUGUUUGCUUGGAUCGACGAAUGACUAUAGAAUCAGCUGAAGGUUUACAACAGGCUCAAAGGGUAGCGGACUAUACCAACUGUGCAUCCGUAUUUUUGGAGAAGAGAACACCGGAUGGCGCAUCUGACGCAUUGGUUUCAAUUGCCAAUGCCUUGUCGAUUAGUUCAUGCUCAGAUAAACUUCUUCAAAUGAAGGCGGAGGCCCUGUUAAUGAUCCGGCGUUAUAACGAAGUGAUCGAGCUCUGUGAGUAUACCCUUCAGACGGCUGAGAGGAAUUUUGUUUCAGCAGGGCUUGUUGGCAUGACAAAUGUUGAUCUAUUAGGGUCUAAGCAUCACUCACUAAUAGUUUGGAGAUGGAAUAUGAUUUCCAAGUCGCACUUCUACUUGGGAAACCUUGAGACAGCCCUGGAUUUAUUAGAAAAUUUACAGCAAGUGGGAUCUAGCUGCAAUGAGAAUCAGGACGAGUGUCGUGACUCACCAUCUUCAUUAGUGGCCACCAUUUCUGAACUUUUACGUUACAAGAACGCAGGUAAUGAAGCUGUUCGGACAGGAAAGUACAUGGAAGCAGUAGAGCAGUAUACUGCUGCACUAUCAAAAAAUGUUGACUCUCGCCCUUUCGCAGCAAUCUGCUUUUGCAAUCGUGCAGCUGCUAAUCAGGCCUUAGUCCAGAUUGCCGAUGCAAUUGCUGACUGUAGUCUUGCCAUGGCUCUUGAUGAAAACUACACAAAGGCAGUUUCCAGGAGAGCCACAUUACAUGAGAUGAUCAGAGAUUAUGAUCAAGCAGCAAGUGAUCUCCAGAGGCUUAUCAGCAUUCUCGUAAAGCAAAAUAAUGAGAAGACAAAAACGUCAGAUACAUCUGCUGAUCGUGCAAGCAGCAGGAAAGAACUAAGGCAGGCCCGUCAACGGUUGUCUGUGAUGGAAGAAAAAUCUAAAGAGAGCAUUCCUCUGGAUUUCUUCCUCAUCAUGGGAGUGAAGACAUCUGACACUGCUGCUGAUAUCAAAAAGGCGUACCGUAAAGCAGCUCUUAGGCAUCACCCAGACAAGGCUGCACAGAUUCUUGUCAGAAGUGAAAGUGAAGGACCAUGGUUGAAGGAGAUAUUAGAAGAGGUUCACAAGGGUGCAGAUAGGCUCUUUAAAAUGAUUGGAGAGGCAUAUUCAGUUCUUUCUGACCCAACUAAGAGGUCGGACUAUGAACUUGAGGAAGAAAUUAGAAAAGCAAGGGCAUCUAGAGAAAGCUACAGAAGUAGAAAGGCUGCAGAAGCAAGUAGCUCUCCAUUUCAGACAACUCCAAGCAGUCGAUACUGGAAGGACAGCGGGAGGUCAUACCGAAACACGCCUUCUUGGUGGUAG